UUGCGCACGCCUAUAUUAGUUAGUUAGUGGUUUUUUCAGAUAGUAGUGAGUGAGCAUGGCACAUGUUAUCGUGUCCUCUAAUGUUCUGAAUUUCAUCACGAAAUAUCAGGUUAUAUUUGCUCGCUUCCGCACUCCACUGAUUAGUUUUCCCGACAGACUCCGAGCGAAAGUAGCCUCUAGUCCAACGUCCAACUUAGCCAAAACAAGUGCAAAGCUAGUUAGUCCCAGCAGUUCAACCAGUGUGAAUCCCCUGGACAGAAAAGUGUUGGCUAGCCAGUUUGCGAGUACAGAUCAGGAGAAGAUGGACUUUGCGAGGCUGCCACAGAGAUUUAGAAGGAAACAGGCGUUGGAAUGGGAAAUGGAAGCCAUUAAUGUUGGCGGAGAAUGAGCUGUGUUAGACCCAAGAAAAGAUAAUUUCAUCUGUUGUAGUACAGAAUAGCUUACUAAUUGUACCAAAAACUAAUUUCAAAUUAAUUUGUACAAACUAAA
This is a messenger RNA of Symsagittifera roscoffensis, 489 nucleotides long. RefSeq lists its product as uncharacterized. The transcript has 3 exons. Gene Ontology annotation, biological process: 2-oxoglutarate metabolic process. Bases 56 to 388 code for a protein of 110 amino acids. NCBI's taxonomy places the organism in Eukaryota, Metazoa, Xenacoelomorpha, Acoela, Convolutidae. Gene Ontology annotation, molecular function: oxoglutarate dehydrogenase (succinyl-transferring) activity. The record is from RefSeq and is a predicted model, not a curated record.